AUGAGUACGGAAGUCGAGAGCGUGGUGAGUAUGGCGGAUCCGCAAGACGAGGAGGGCUCGAAAUGCCCGGUGGACCAUGAGGCUAGACAGGUCUGGCUGAAACAGGCGGAAGAAGCGGAUGCUGGGAAGGAAAAGUGUCCGGUGGACCACAGUGCAAGGUCUGUGUGGCUCAAGCAUGCGUCUUCGGCCGCUGAAGACGUGGAAUGCUCGUCUGACGAGCUGCCGGAGAAGCCCGUGUACCAUACUAGCGUGAAGUUGCCGGAGGAGCGCGAGAUAUCGUCGAUUCCGAGGACCGGCACGGGAGCCAAUUGGGUGUAUCCGUCGGAGAAGCAGUUUUUUGAAGCUAUGUUGCGUAAGAAAUGGGAUCCCAGCUCUGACGACAUGAAAACUGUGGUUCCCUUGCACAACUCGGUGAACGAGCGUGUAUGGAACAGCAUAAGGCUGUGGGAGAAGGACCAGGGCGGCGAGGCCUGCGGUGGCAUACAGCUGACAAGCUUCAAGGGCGACGCCAGGAAGCUGACGCCGCGGGCUUGGUUUAGGAGCGCCCUCCUGGGCUACUCUAAGCCGUUCGAUAGACAUGACUGGACCGUGGACAGGUGCGGCAAGACGAUCGAUUACGUGAUAGAUUUCUACCACGAGGACAGCGAGACGCUGGGACCCAACAUAUAUCUGGAUGUGAGGCCUAAGCUCAACUCGUUCGAGGGCGUUCGCUUGCGUGUUUGCAAGUCGCUCGGCCUUUGA
Molecule: messenger RNA, 741 nt
Organism: Torulaspora globosa
Lineage: Eukaryota; Fungi; Ascomycota; Saccharomycetes; Saccharomycetales; Saccharomycetaceae
Gene: CYT2
Product: cytochrome c1 heme lyase CYT2
Exons: 1
Coding region: 1-741 (246 amino acids)
Biological process (GO): cytochrome c-heme linkage
Cellular component (GO): mitochondrion
Molecular function (GO): holocytochrome-c synthase activity
Source: RefSeq, a predicted model, not a curated record